Molecule: messenger RNA, 3326 nt
Organism: Hypanus sabinus (Atlantic stingray)
Lineage: Eukaryota; Metazoa; Chordata; Chondrichthyes; Myliobatiformes; Dasyatidae
Product: deleted in malignant brain tumors 1 protein-like
Exons: 16
Coding region: 1-2904 (967 amino acids)
Cellular component (GO): membrane
Source: RefSeq, a predicted model, not a curated record
AUGGAUCUGUAUUACGAGAUCCCUCUCGUCUACAGCACUCCUUUGUGCGCUUUUGCUCACCUAACCUAUCGCUAUGGCAUGACACAAGACACAGAAAGCGUGCUGUUGAGGUUGAUGAACGGGGGCAGUCGAUGCGCCGGGAGACUGGAGGUACACUACAUCGGAAACUGGGGGACAGUGUAUGAUGGAAAUUGGGACCUGAAUGACGCGACUGUGGUGUGCCGGGAGCUGGGUUGCGGCGAAGCUGUGGAUGCCCCGGGUGGGGCUCACUUUGGAGAAGGCUCCGGACCCGUUUGGACCUACAAUGUUCAGUGCAACGGAAAGGAAACAACCCUGCGGGAGUGUAACUCUGAAACCUGGGAUUAUUAUGGGGUUCCUCACUCCAAUGAUGCUAGUGUCAUCUGCUCAGGUCACAGAGUUCCAAGAUUGGAAUCCGGACAUGACCAAUGCUCAGGAAGACUGGAGAUGCUCUUUGGGAAAACCUGGGGAACGGUGUGUGACCUGCAUUGGGACGUGAAAGAUGCCAAUGUGGUGUGCCAUCAGCUUCAAUGCGGAACCGCUGUCUCUGUGCUCAGUGGAGCACAUUUUGGAGCGGGGAGUGGAACUAUACUGAACGGUGUACUUAACUGUCGAGGUAAUGAGUCAAGCAUUCAGGACUGUUCAUUUUCUUCAAGGAAUCAUGGUUGCACCCACACGAAUGAUGUCAGUCUAAUCUGUUCUGGGAAGGAUGGACCACGACUGGUUAGCGGGGAGAACAGAUGCUCUGGCCGUGUGGAAGUCCAGCAUGGAGACCAGUGGGGGACACUUUGUGAUGAGUACUUCAGCCUGGAAGAUGCAAGUGUGGUCUGCGAACAGCUACAGUGCGGUGCAGUUAAAGAAACUCCCAAGGGUGCUACCUUCGGCAAAGGAAACGGACUGAUGUGGAGGGAUAACUACCGCUGUCUGGGAAACGAGACCCGAUUAGCUGAUUGUCCAGUCUCAGCCUGGGGUCAGAUUAGCUGCUCUCAUGGGAAUGACGCCAGUCUUAUCUGCACUAAUGAAAGUUGGUCCUUGAGACUGAACGAUGGGGGAAGCCGCUGCGAUGGCCGAGUGGAGGUGUAUGACAAUGGUACCUGGCGUAGAGUGCAUCAUAAAUUUUGGACCAGCAAAGAAACAACUGUCGUCUGCAGACAACUGCGUUGCGGCUCCGCGAUAUCUGCCUACAACUUCUCAAAGUAUAGAGAGAAUGAACGGCCCGUGUUGGUGACGGAUGUUCAAUGUGAAGGAAACGAAUCACACCUCCAAAACUGCAAGAGCUCCAUGUCGAAACCGUUUUCCUCUGACACCACGGACGUUGGUGUCCUGUGUUCAGAUCACUUGCAAUUAAGGUUGUCGGGAAGUGAUGAUACAUGUGCUGGGAGACUGGAGAUUUAUUACGACGGAUCCUGGGGAACAGUUUGUGAUGACUCCUGGGAUCUGGUUGACGCUGAUGUGGUCUGCAAACAACUGGGUUGUGGAUAUGCUUUGGAGGAAAAAACAAUUCUUGAUUACUGUGGUCAAGCUACUGGAGUAGUUUGGUUGGAUGAAGUGAAUUGUUCGGGUAAUGAAUCACAUCUCUGGGAAUGUCCUUCAGCUGCAUGGGGCCAACAUGACUGCACCCAUAAAGAAGAUGUGACAGUUAAGUGUUCCGGACAUAAAGAAAUAUGCCUGGUGAAUGGAGAUCAGCGAUGUGAAGGCAGAGUGGAAGUGCGCUACAAUGGGACGUGGGGAACAGUUUGUUCCGAGACACUGGAUACAAAUGCUGCGAACUUGAUCUGUAAACAAAUGAAAUGCGGCCCCCUGAUAUCUAUAAAAGAUGACUUUAAGACAUAUGGAAAGGGAUUUGGUCCAAUAUGGCUAGAUGAGAUAAAAUGUUCUUCGUAUGAGUCGAGUUUUUGGCAAUGUCGUACUGACCCGUGGGGGAAACACAACUGUGACCACAGGGAGGAUGCAGGAGUUGUAUGUGAAGAAGCAAGAAUACCGGAGAGUUGCAGCGUCAAGGCCUGCGAUUCACGAAAUUUACCUGUUUCUCAAGAAUUGCAGUUGCGUCUUUUUGGCGGCAAUGGCAAUUGUUCAGGAAGGUUGGAGAUCCUGUUCAAUAAUACCUGGGGCACUGUUUGUGAUGAUUCCUGGGAUCUGGCCGAUGCCAAUGUUGUCUGCAGGCAUUUGGGCUGUGGCUCUGCCCUUUGGACACAAGCGCUGGACGGAAUUAUUCAGAGCGUCAGUGAUAUCUGGCUGGAUGAAGUGAAAUGCAAAGGGGGUGAAUCUCUGUUGUUCAGUUGUCCUUCCUCUCCACUCGGACAGCAUGACUGUGAUCACAAGGAAGAUGUCUUUGUUGUUUGUUCUGACGGAUUUGGCAUUGCAACAGAUUCGGAAAUUACGCUCGUGAAUAUGCACGUGCCAGUGUUCGUUGUUGUCUGCAUUACCCUUGGGAUCAUCCUCCUGGCUGAGUUUCUUGCCCUUAAUCUGAUAAUAAAGAUACAGUCUGCAAGAAGAGGUGCAGUGUUAAAAGGUGGAGACUCACCCGAUGUAUUUUACCAAGCAAUAUAUGAAGAGAUUGAGACUAGUCCUCACAUCAAAAAGUCGGAUAAGACAGGCGAUUCAGUGCGGAAUCUCAUGCUCCCAUCCGACGUCGGGACAAUCAGGCGUGGUGACUCCCAGCCUGAGGUAGAUCGCCUAAUGAUGCUGGCAGCUAGCUCUGGUUCAAUUGAUUCCAUCGAUCAAAUCGACUAUUACACCAGCGACCCGUUUAACGGCACCGUUCAUGACCUAGAAUGUAGCGAAGGAAAACCCUGUGUUGCCGAUCUGGUUCCCGGCGCUGAAAGUAAAACGAUUGAUAUUCCUGAUGCUCUGGUCGGGAUGGCCGGCGGUGCCGACAAUUGCUGAUGAUCACAGUUUCGAACAUUACCACGAAAAUUAAGGUAGAUUAGCAUAAACUGCACGAUCCCAUAUUCUAAUGCCAGUCAUGAAGGGAAUGGAAAUAUUCUGACUCAUAUCGAGUUGCUAUCCUUUCAUCUGUCAAGGAAGAUGAGCAUGCAGAUCUUCAUCUUGUUUUCUCCUGCUGAAAAAUUACCAAAUGUAAUAUUGACAUUUUGAGUAUAUCUGUUUUGACUCUUGUCCUAUCACUUGAUAGAAAACAUCUGUGCGUAAUUGAAUGUAAAUAAGUCUGACGAAAUGGAAAAAUAAAUCUGGAUAUCCCUCGGAAAUAAAUAUCAUGGCCAUUUUAUCGAUUAUUAUUAAAAGCCAUUUGCAUUUCCAGUAUGCCAUGCAGCUGUUAAAGAUUUCUUAGGUGUUCAGAUGAAUGGAUU